This is a messenger RNA of Anopheles marshallii, 813 nucleotides long. Its product is annotated as trypsin delta-like. The record is from RefSeq and is a predicted model, not a curated record. Bases 16 to 813 code for a protein of 265 amino acids. Gene Ontology annotation, biological process: proteolysis. Gene Ontology annotation, molecular function: serine-type endopeptidase activity. The transcript is spliced from 3 exons. Lineage: Eukaryota; Metazoa; Arthropoda; Insecta; Diptera; Culicidae.
UGAACCAAACGGACGAUGAAGCAAGUGAUCGGUUUAGUGCUUUUGGGAUUGAUCCGCAGCAAUGUUGUGUUGGCAGGAGAUGGGACUCAAGCAAAUGGGGUAUCCCAUUCUGGACGUAUAGUUAAUGGUGUCGCAGUGAAUAUUGCCAAUUAUGUAUAUGCAGUAAACAUGUAUCAUAACAAUAUGUUCUUCUGUGGUGCAAGUAUCAUCACCUUCUCUCAUGCCUUGACUGCAGGUCAUUGUAUGAACGAUAGAAUGAACGAUAUUGCAAAGAUCAUUGUGCACGGUGGUAGCAUAUCUCCCACCACAGGAGGUUUCUUUUUCCAGGUGGUGAGAAUUGCACUUCAUGGCGGCUAUAACCCUAACACACUGGAGAACGAUGCAGCUAUCGUAACAGUGCCUACGAAUGCGUUCAGUGGAAAACCAAACAUGGGUCGGAUAGCACUCCAAUUCUCAGAAAUGUCGGUUGGAACGCCUUGCUUUGUGGUUGGAUGGGGCCGAACUAACAUCAACGUGCCAGCACCUACAAGUGAAUUGCGUUACGCGCAGAUGAAUAUUUUGUCGCAGGCCAGUUGUAACGCAGCAUGGGCUUCAUAUCAAAUUCGAUUUACGUCUAACAUGUUUUGCGCCAAGUACGGCAAUGGAGUGGAUGUUUGCAAGGGGGACAGUGGUGGUGCAUUGGUGUGUGAAGGCAGACUAACGGGAAUCGCUUCCUUCACCAAUCCCGACUGUAACAGUGCUUUGCCAGCUGGUUUCGCAAAGGUAAUUGACCCCAGCAUUCGCAACUUCAUUCGAAGCCAAGCUGGAAUAUAA